This is a messenger RNA of Coregonus sp. 'balchen', 10608 nucleotides long. Lineage: Eukaryota; Metazoa; Chordata; Actinopteri; Salmoniformes; Salmonidae. The record is from the annotation of a GenBank genome assembly.
GCUUCUCUGCAGGGGUGCUGUGGAACCUCUCCUCCUGUGACUCCGUCAAGAUGACAAUCAUUCGGGAUGCCUUAACUACUCUGACCAACACUGUGAUCAUACCCCAUUCCGGAUGGAGCAGCUCGACAUUCGACGAGGACCACAAGCUCAAAUUCCACUCCUCUCUGGUCCUGAGGAACACCAGUGGCUGUAUGAGGUAACGGACAUUCUGUGUAUGAUGCUACCACCCCCUUCUGGAUGUUUCAAGCUACUGCAGCCAGGAUCAUAUUUGAACAUAGCCUUCCAGCUGUUCUGUAAAUAAUAUUACGAACACGAGUCAUGACUAGUGAAUGAGUCAAACCUGACCAUGGGAACUUACAAAUAAUGCAUUGUAAACAGGUAAUCUAUGACUGUAUUAAUUAAAAAAAUACACAGUGCUAGAAAGUCUGUGUACUGUGUGUGUACAGAUACAGUAAUGUCCCACUGGGCACAGACGUCAGUUCAACGUCUAGUUUUGAUUUACAUUUGGUUGAGUAGUCACCUAACGUGAAAUCAACCAAAAAUGUCACCCAAUCAUGGGAUUUAGGUUAAAUGAAGAAGAAAAAUGAAAUUACCUUAUGUUGAUGACUUUUUGCAAAUCCAAUCAGUUUUCCACAUUGAUUCAACAUCAUCACACUGAAUGUUUUGGUUGAAAUGAUGUGGAAACAAUGUUGAUUCAACCAGUUUUUGCCCAGUGGGGUGGCCCUUGAAACCCACCAAUCUACCCCAGCCAUAAUACACAGAGUAAGUGGAUGCAUAUGUUAUGUGAUUGUUACACAGUCAGUCAUUGUAGAGGAAAUAAAACAGCCAUAGUAAAGGGUAUUCUGGCUCUCCAGCCACCCUUCCUUUGAAGGCAGUGCCUACGUCCCAAAUGGCACCCUAUCCCCAUAUAUGGGCCCUAGUCAAAAGUCCUGCACGAAAUAGGGAACAGGUUGCCAUUUCGGACGCAUGCCAGUCAGUUUGGUCUCUAAUUGGUGACAGCAAAUGGAGCUGUGUCUCUGAGCGCGCUCAGUUAGGCUCUCAUUUCCCACUCCAAAGCACUCAUAAUUGCAUCACUCAGGCCAACCAGAGAGCCUCAUCCAUUAUGGAUGGGACUGAGCAAUUAAAACCCUGCAACACACACCAGCGUCGCGCUAAGGUAACACACACAAACAGAUUGGCUGUGUCCCAAAUGCUACCCUAUUCCCUUUAUAGUGCACUACCUUAAACCGAGCCUUAUGGGCCCUGGUUGAAAGUAGUACACUAAAUAGGGAAUAGGGUGACAUUUGGGACGAAGCCUUUCUUUUUUAAAGUGGCUGUUUGUGUAUGUUGCUGGGCCGUCUUUGUGUGUGAAUUCAUUGUGUGUGUGUGAUUGUGUGUGUUUGUGUGUGUGUGUGUGUGUGUGUGUGCUGUAGGGGCCUAUAUCCUGACUGGUGUUUGUGUUGUUCUAAAGGAACCUGAGCUCGGCAGGUGAGGAGGCUAGAAAACAGAUGCGCUCCUGUGAGGGACUGGUGGACUCUUUACUCUACGUCAUCAAGGCCUGUGUCAACACCUCUGACUUCGACAGCAAGGUCUGUGCACACACAGACACACUUACAGACACACACCUACAUAUAUGCACACACACGUGCACACACACAGUGCCUACUAGAAAAUAUGUUGUCACACGAUGGCAGGCAGCUGUAGGGGAGAAGGAGAAAUCCUACCCUACCAGUUUUGAUUGAAUUGAUCAUUUCUCAAUCACAUUUACUUGCACAGCUCAGUAACUUGACUGGGAAGGCAUUCUAUCAGCCCAUAGGUCUACAAUGUUAAUCGUGUGCAAUUAAAAGUUCAUAGACUUUAUCACUGGUCCCUUAGCCAGCUGUUCCAGUUGAUUAUCUCCCCUAUUUGGCCUCUCUGUUGGUGCAUCCCAAAAUGGCACCCUAUUCCCUACAAAAUGGCACCCUGUUCCCUAUAUAGUGCACUACUUUUGACUUGUGCGCUUAUGGGCCCUGGUCAAAAGAAGUGCACUAUAAAGGGAAUAUGGUGCUAUUUGGGACACAUCCUGUGCAUUUAUUGCUAUGCUCAUAUCUCAGUAUAUUGGCAUCAAACAGUAAGGAAUUAAACCCAUUUGUCAAUACCCAAAUCUCUGUUUCUAAGUGGAGACACUUUAUUCUGUUAUAACACCAUGGGUCCCAUACCUAAUUAAUUUAUACUGCUACAGCAAGCCUGCAUGUCUCCACACCCACACACAGAGGCUGCCUAGCUUAUUGAGCACUAUUUCACUGGAACAAACCUCUUAUGAUGCAUAGUGUACUUAUUGAGAUCUCUCUCUCUCUCUCUCUCUCUCUCUCUCUCUCUCUCUCUCUCUCAAAUCAAGUCUUUAUUGGCAAGGAAAUUGUUAACACACACACAUUGCCAAACCAAUAGAAACAUAUUAAAUCAAUGAAGAUGUAAAUAAAUCAAAUCAAUUACCCCUCCAUCUCUCGCUCUCUAGAUUGUGGAGAACUGUAUUUGCACUCUAAGGAACCUGUCGUAUCGCCUGGAGCUGGAGAUGCCGCCGUCGAGGCUGCUGGGAUCCCAGGAGCUGGAUGGUCUGCUGGGAAGUGAGUCUCCCAGUAAGGACGUGGACUCCAGCUGCUGGGGCAGGAAGAAGAAGAAGAAGAAAAAGGGCUCCCAGGAAGACCAGGUGAGCUCAAAUGGCACCCCUAUUCCCUAUGUAGUGCACCUUCUUGUAGUGCACCCUAUGGGUCCUGGUCAAAAGUAGUGCACUAUAUAGGGAAUAGGUGCCAUUUUGGGAUGAAACUUCAGUCUGAGGGUGGAAAUAUCACUUCCUAGGUGUUCAAAGUGAAUGUUCACUCCAGCUGAGUUCAGGGAUAACAACUCAUCACUGAGUGGUGGAAUUAGAACACAUGACACUUCCCUAUGCCUUAAGUGAAUGUUCACUCCAAAUGUUUGUCAAACGUUUUUCUUAAAGAUCUCAACAGUAGUCUAGUAGCGAGAGUCCAUGUCCCAUGACUUCUGUUUUGUCUAACAUUACAAAAUUAGAUGACGGUGCCUGCCUGUCUUUUCAAAUCAUUUGGGAUCAAGGCGUCGUAUAGCUGGAUCUACGCAACAGAUGGCAUGAUAGAACUUGGACUAAUUUCUCCCUUCUGAGAAAUGGAAAACAUUUGACAACUUAGAUUUUGGAGUGAACUAUUACUUUAACUCUUCUAGGAGCACUCUAGAGAAGACCAUGGCCCGUAUCCACAAAGCGUCUCAGAGUAGGAGUGCUGAUCUACAGUGAAUCUCAUUCAUCAUAUAUAGUCAAAGUUUUAUUAUGAACUGGGUGGUUUGAGCCCUGAAUGCUGAUUGACUGAAAGCCGUGGUAUAUACAGUGUACCACGCGUAUGACAAAACAUUUAUUUUUACUGUUCUAAUUAUGUUGGUAACCAGUUUAUAAUAGAAAAAGGUACCUUGGAGGUUUGUGGUAAAUGGCCAAUAUACCACGGCUAAUGCCUGAAUCCAGGCACUCCACGUUGUGUCGUGCAUAAGAACAGCCCUUUGCCAGGGUAUAUUGGCCAUAUACCACAACUCCUCGGGCCUUAUUGCUUAAUUAGAACCUCUAAUCAUGAUCAUGUGCUUGUAAUGUGUUCUCAGUGGGACGGAGUUGGCCCCAUCCCCGGCUUCUCCAAGUCCCCCAAGGGGGCGGAGAUGUUGUGGCACCCAGCCGUGGUGAAGCCCUAUCUGACCCUGCUGGCUGAGAGCUCCAACCCUGCCACUCUGGAGGGCUCGGCAGGCUCCCUACAGAACCUGUCUGCUGGGAACUGGAAGGUAUGGAGUACACUACGGAGUACACACUACACAGCACCCAGGACAGGAGAUGACAAGAACACUAGUCUAUUGUGUGUUAUUUUAUUAAUUAAUAGUCUAUUAGCUAUGCGAAGUUAAUCAUAUUUAAAGGGGAACUCUCCUCCAUAAGCAUGUCAGUGAAACUAAUGUCAAUAGUCACUUAUAGUGCAUUCUCCUAAACCCCCUAGUUGCUAUUGGUAGCUUCUGGGACAAGGAAGGACGCUAGAUCUAACUAGACAUCCAAAGCUAAAAGUCGUGUGUCAGUGGCUCUUGGUUAUUUCAGCUCUAGGACAUUUAUCACAGGGGCUAUGACAUCAUUGUUGUCUGUUGUCUGGUUUUCUGAAGCAGAAAAAACAUUUCUGUACUACGAUGGCUGAACCUGUAAAAAAACGUUCACUGCACCUGUCCGGUGUAUGUGACAAUAAAACAUACAUAUUUUGUUGUUAUUUUCUCUUGUCUCUAUUUUUUCUUGUACACUCUUAAGUUGAGUUGCAUUCAAUAGAGUUGAAACGUCGUCUCUGUGUCGUCUCUGCGUUUGUACUAGUUUACGGCGUACAUCCGUGCGGCGGUGCGUAAGGAAAAGGGUCUGCCCAUCCUGGUGGAGCUGCUGAGGAUGGACAAUGACAGGGUGGUCUGCUCUGUGGCCACCGCCCUGAGGAACAUGGCCCUGGACGUCAGGAACAAGGAGCUCAUAGGUGAGGACCAAACACUGGCUCUGUGAAGGGAUGACCCACGCCGCGUUCCAGGCUGACUACAUUGCAGACGCCUGACAGAUCUCCCAACACCUGGAUAGGUGUUUAACAUAUCAGAUCACCGCAUCAUAUGAUAUAACAGUUUGAUGCCGACUGCGCAGUCGAUGGCGUGGCACGCAACCAUUGGUUGAUACAAUGCAUCUGCAAUGUAGUCGGUUAUGGAACGCAACCCACCAGUACAGUAGGCUAUGUAAAUGUGCUAUACAAGCACAGAGCAAAAAAAUGGAAGACCAACACUAUACACUCAGUGUACAAAACAUUAGGAACACUUUUAUUAUAUUGUGUUGCACCCCGUUUUGCCCUCAGAACAGCCUCAAUUCGUCGGGGCAUGGACUCUACAAGGUGUCAAAAGUGUUCCACAGGGAUGCUGGCCCAUGUUGACUCCAAUGCUUCCCACGGUUGUGUCAAGUUGGCUGGAUGUCCUUUGGGUGGUGGAUUCUUGAUACACACAGGAAACUGUCAAGCAUGAAAAACCCAGCAGCAUUGCAGUUCUUGACACACUCACACCGGUGCGCCUGGCACCUACUACCAUACCCCAUUCAAAGCACUUAAAUAUUUUGUCUUGCCCAUUCAUCAUCUGAAUGGCAUACAAUCCAUGUCUCAAUUGUCUCAAGGCUUAAAAAUCCUUCUUUAACCUGUCUCGCCCCCUUCAUCUACACUGAUUGAAGUGGAUUUAACAAGUGACAUCAUAAGGGAUCAUAGCAUUCACCUGGAUUCACCUGGUCAGUCUAUGUCAGGGAUGGGCAACUUUGAGUGGCCGCAGUGGCUCAUGGGUCUGCGUAUCAACAUCCAUACCCCCCCACCUUGCGAAAGUUCAUUUCCUGCAAUUCUGCACAUUUUGCCAUGGGGCGUUGAUGAAGAUUUUGCAAAUUUUAUAACUCAUUUCAUGCAAUUCUACUCAUUUUGCCAUGGGGUGGAGAGAAAAAUGUGUAGUUUGGAGGCAAAUGUUUGCAGUUUUUAAUAUGAUAACUGGUGAUUAAUGGGCCCACCCCGGUCGGUAAUUCCACCAUGCUUAUUACAAGUUUAGAUAGCUGGUCGCUAGACUAACUUACCAAUCUAAAAUAAUUAGCUGACAUGGGCUAAUUGAGUGACUGCUGAUGCACAACCACAUUUUGAAAUUGCACCUUGUGUAUUCUAUUAUUCUAACUCUCAACAGUAAGUUGAGACCCCGAAUGAAUUGGGUGAAAUUGGUCGGCAGGCCUACAAAAGGGGGGCCGCAUGUGGCCAGUGGGCCGCCAGUUGCCCAUCCCUGGUAUAUGUCAUGGAAAGAGCGUGUAAAAGGGACGAGAUGAGAUGGAAAAUAAGAGGUUUAAAAUGAAGCAGAACCAGAAGAGCGACGUUCAUGCUUAGUAAUCUAACUGCUGAUUAUAUGCCCAGAUUGCUACCUUUCAGUUGCAUCCCAAUCCAUCUUGUUUUUCGUGAAAUCACCCCUUUUUUUAUGGGCUAGCUAUGUGGAAAUAAUGAGGAGUUAGAGUUAGGGUUCCAGCAAGGCUGAGGCAGAGGGGGGAGAGGGGGGAGAUAAUGGGGGGAGAGGGGCUGUGUGGAGAGGUACUCUGGAGGGGCUGAUCUUCUGAGGGAGACAGGGGGAAAGGGGGAAAAUCAAGGGGUUUUAAUCCAGGAUCUGUAGGUCCCUUGGGGGCACUAAUGCUAUGUCCUAUAGGAAAGGCACAUGGUAGGCUGUGGCAGUACAACCCAAGCUGAACAAAUAUAGCAUCUGCAAAGUAAAAAGUACACUGUGUACUCUAGGUCUCCUGCCGUACAAAUACAUUACGUAAGACACAGUAUAUAAAAAAUGCAAUGAAUGUCUCUUUAUUUCCAUUUUGUCUCUCUCUCCCUGUUGCUUUCAAGUUUUAUUUAAAGGUGUAGCCAGUUCAUUUAUUUGCAGUUAAAAAGUCAAAAAAAUGUAUGCACUCACUAACUGUAAGUCGCUCUGGAUAAGAGCGUCUGCUAAAUGACUAAAAUGUAAAAUGUAGAGGUCAGGAUGAGGAAGCCAAAAUGGGUUUAUGAAGAAGCCUCGCCCUAAUCUAGCUCGUAAAUUCGUAACAGAAAUUCUAAGUACAUAAUUAAUACUUCCCUCCCUCCCUCCUUUUCUCCUUCCUUCCCUCCCUCCCUUCUUUCCCUGUUCUCUACCUCCUUCCCUCUCUCCUUCACUCCUUUCCUCCUUCCCUGACUCCCUCCCUCCACCCUCCACCCUCCACCCUCCUCCCAUCCCUCCCUCCCUCCCUCCCAGGGAAGUAUGCGAUGAGGGACCUGGUGAAUCGUCUCCCUGGGGGGAACACCACCCUGCUCUCUGACGAGACGGUAGCGGCCAUCUGCUGCACUCUGCACGAGGUCACCAACAAGAACAUGGAGAACGCCAAGGCACUGGCCGACACGGGCGGCAUCGAGAAGCUGGUCAACAUCACCAAGGGCAGGGGAGAGAGGUGAGAGAGAGGCUUCAGCUGCUGCUCAGACAGAGUUUGCGUCGCAAAUGGCACCCUAUUCCCUUUAUAGUGCACUACAUUUCAGUGUACUACUACUACUUUAGUAGUUUACUAUAUAGGGGAUAGGGGUGCCAUUUGGGAUACACACAGAGAGCAUGAGGAAGGACAACUUGUGCUUCCACACAGAAGCUUGCUCUAGGCUCAUGUGCUGAGGUUACACAUUCCGGAAUGGAAUGAGAGCAAUUUCAAACAGUUGAGAGUAGACUCAUUUUUUAACCGCAGAAACAUGCAAUAUGCCAGGUAUUUGCCAUAUAUUCCUAAGAGGCCUCAGUUAUAACUUCUCAGUGGUAAUGUGUGGUGACAUGCGUGUCUCUGUCCUCAAAGGUACUCUAUGAAGGUGGUGAAAGCUGCUGCUCAGGUCCUUAACACACUGUGGCAGUACAGAGACCUGAGAACUAUCUAUAAGAAGGUAAGAAAAUGACCAGUGUUGGGAUGAGGAGGCUAAGUACAGUAGGGCUACUUCCCAAUUAUCUCUCCAUCCUGCCAAAGUGUGCACUUGUUCACUUCCCUUCAUUGAAAGGAAAAUGGCUGGUAUAUGAAAUACGGCGGAAACUCCUACUAGCCCGUGCCGCCACCAAUCCAAUGCUUUUAGAUUUAGAAGAAGUGAACGAGUGUACACUUCAGGAGAAAGGAGAUAUUAUUGGGACUCACCCCAGGUCUUUGUGGUUCAAACUAACCACUGUCUCCUUUCUCUGCUGGCUUUUAGGACGGAUGGAACCAAAACCACUUCAUCACGCCAGUAUCCACUCUAGAGCGCGACAGGUUCAAGUCUCAGCCCACCCUCCCCACCAGCACCAUACAGAUGUCACCGGUCAACCAGUCAGGUAAGCCUAGCUACAUAAACAAUAAUUCACCUAGGUUACGUCCCAAAUGGCACCCUAUUCCCCAGUUUUUCUUAAUCCUGGGUGAACAUUUUUGUUUUUGCCCUAGCACUACACUACACACCUGAUUCCACUCAUCAAAGGUUUGAUGAUGAGUUGAUUAGUGGAAUAAAGUGUGUACUGCUAGGUUAAAAACAAAAAUCCCCAGGACCAACAUUAAGAAACACUGCCUUAGUGCACUACUUUUGACCAGGGCCCACAGGGUUCUGGUCAAAAUUAAUGCGCUAGAUAGGAAAUAUGGAGCCAUUUGGGACGUUACCCUAGAUAAGACGGUUUAAUUGAAAGUUUCAUCAUUUUGACCUCCAUAUUCUGUUGUCCAUAGCUGGUAGUGCAACCUCUUCUCCUGCAAUGCUGGGAAUCAAAGAACACCGUUCUGAUUAUCAGAGGGCACCAUCAACUAUGCAAUUUUGUAAUAACCAAGGGGACAACAAUGUACAUAAAUAUCAAUAUACAGGUAAGCGAUGUGCAUACAGAAUUCUCAUGAUCUCAGAAUUAUUACUGUACAUAAAACACAGUAUAUCAUGUGAGACUUUGAAAUGGGAUUGAAAAUGUAUCAGCCAUGUACACCAGACCGUGAUCAAAGUAUCCCCUAGGGUCAUUUCUACCUCUAUGGAAGCCGUAAUCCAUUUGAUCCCCCUCACCACUCCCAGGAAUCACAUUCCAUGCCCCCUCUCCCCUAGCUCUCCCCUAGCUCUCCCCUAGCCCCCCCUAGCUCUCCCCUAGCCCCCCUAGCUCUCCCCUAGCUCCCCCUAGCUCUCCCCUAGCUCCCCCUAGCUCUCCCCUAGCUCUCCCCUAGCUCUCCCCUAGCUCCCCCUAGCUCUCCCCUAGCUCCCCCUAGCUCUCCCCUAGCUCUCCCCUAGCCCCCCUAGCUCUCCCCUAGCUCUCCCCUAGCUCUCCCCUAGCUCUCCCCUAGCUCUCCCCUAGCCCCCCCUAGCUCCCCCCUAGCUCCCCCCUAGCUCCCCCUAGCUCUCCCCUAGCUCUCCCCUAGCUCCACCACCACCACCACCAUACCUCGCUCUUUCUUAUCACUCUUAUUGGGAGCUGAAGUCUCUUGGACGAUCGGCUAAGUUCAAAAGAGCACUUGAGCCUUUUUGUUGCGUUUAAGUGGGUCUGCUGAUCAAUAAAGUUGCUGGUCCACCCACACUGUGAGCCACUUGGCUGGGAAGCCACUACAAAGCGGCCAUUGUUAGUUGCCCUGAGGAACAGUAGGGCUAUUUCCCAAAUGGCACCCUAUUCCCUAUAUAGUGCACUACUUUUGACCAGAGCCCUGGUCAAAAGUAAUGCACUACAUAGAGAAUAGGGUGCCAUUUGGGACAUUGACUAUGCAGGGCACCCAGAUGGACAGCCCACAAUGGGGCGCUGAGAGGGCUGAGUAAACAGAGCUCCUCCACAUUCACCCCGCCUACCCGCCAGUCUACCCAGCAACACUCCCUGGGUCAGCCAUAAAAACCCAGAAUGCUGGGAACAAGAGUGGGAAAUGGGUUUCAGGAUUCCUCUGGCUUGAAAAUGGGCCAAGGAAAAUACCAUCCCACAGGCUUUGCAAACAAUAAGACGCUGGUGCCCAACUCUAUGACUGUGUGUUAUUAGUCUGUUCAAUGCAGCGUAGCUGUAUUUGAUCAUAUACAGAGAUCAUGCCUAAGGGGAUGUGUGAGAUGUGAUAUUUGACACACUGUACACUAACAACUCAAGUUUGUGGCGAAGUUGAAGUUAUACCGUUAUGUUGUGCAUUUCUCUUCCAGGGUCUGGAAAGCCGCCGCCAUAUUAUAUCGGGUCCUACUCCUCGCCGACAAGAGAGGACCCCAGAAGAGCACAGGUAAAUACAAUACAGACUCAGUCCCUUCUGGACGGACAUCCAUCUCCAUCUUUCCCUGCACUAUAAACUUGGCUGGUGCAGACAGGUCUUUUGCUCCACUACACUAAUGCAAGGAGACUGAUACAUAUUCCAGUGUGGAUGAAUGCGAGAGCUAGGAGACAUCCAUCAUAUCAGCCAUUGUGUGAGCUGGAGUGAAUGUGACUGCUGUAAUAGGGAUGAGCUGGGCGUCUCAGGCACCUAGAUAGGACCCAGGGAGAGGGAUCUCUGUUCCUUCCCCUCCCUGCACCCGUUCUCAGACUGGACAGUCAGGAUAUUACACCCAACCCUGUAUAGCCAUGCAGCUUGAGUUUCGAUACAUGUAGGGGCGGUUUCCCGGACACAGAUUAAGCCUAGUCCGCGACUAAAAAGCAUUUUUAAUUGAGAUUCUCUAUUGAUCUUGCUUUUUAGGACUAGGUUUAAUCUGUGUCUGGGAAACCGCCCAAAGAGUGUGAAUUAGUUGUUACUAGAAUUUCAACCAAAAAUUACCCAUAAACCAAACAAACACUGGAGUUUAAAGUAGAUAUGUUCCUGUAUUUCACAUAGACAGACCUGAUUUAGUGUUGCACCUCUUGUCUCCACAGCAGCAGGUGUACUACACUGAGGAGCCGAGCAGGCGGAACUACGACACCUACAGAAUGUACCUGCAGUCUCCACACGGCUACGAGGAACCCUACAUGGAGGAAGUAGUCACCUUCCCCCCCACGGCAGACUACAGCUCUCAGUCGAACGGCCAUGGACUAAAAUCCACCACGAACUACGUGGACUUUUACUCCACCACGCGGAGGCCUUCCUACAGGGCGGAGCAGUACCCAGGCUCACCAGACUCCUGGGUA